AUGGAGACUCCUCUACCUUUGGGCUGGAAGCCCCUCCACAUCGACCUCUACGACGGCACGAUGCAUCUAGACGAGCACAUCGACCUAUACGUCACGCAGGUAAACCUAUACACUAAUGAUGAUGCUGUUCUGUGUAGGGUUUUUCUGACCUCGCUCAAGGGUGCAGCACUCGGCUGGUAUACCCAACUGCCGGCAAGAUCAAUUGACAGCUUUGACACCCUGGUCAGACAGUUUAUGACACAGUAUGCAACGAGCCGGCCUCAUCACAUUACGUCAACUACUCUGGCCAGUCUUAGACAGAGCAAUGACGAACCACUAAGGACGUUCAUGGAGCGCUUUGCCAGCAUCUCGGUUAAGAUUCAAAAUUUGAAUCCCGAGGUUCGCGGAAAGUCGCAAGUGAAGUUGGACCAAGGCCACAAGGAUAAAGUGAAGGUUACCAAUGAUAGCCAAUUCAAGAAGGCUGCUAGGGCAAGCAAAGGGGGGAGGUACGACUUCUACACUCCCCUAAAUGCGCCCCGAGUACACAUCUUGAAAGAGGCCAGCAAUAGUAACCUGCUCUCCUUGCCACCACUGGGACACAGUUCCAAUAGCGCGGACAAAUCCAAACACUACCGGUACCACAGGAAUCACGGUCACACAACUGAAGAAUGUCGUACACUCCGAGAUCGUAUAGAGGAGCUUGUCCAGGCGGGACACCUCACACAAUACGUCCAGCGGCAGCAAGGUCACCGAGGGGGCUACAACGGACGAGGACGGGGGCGAGGUCGCAGUUUAGGCACUCGCAUAGACCAACCCUCCGGAUCGCAACAAAAUGGGGGUGGCACGGUGUAG
Molecule: messenger RNA, 831 nt
Organism: Cajanus cajan (pigeon pea)
Lineage: Eukaryota; Viridiplantae; Streptophyta; Magnoliopsida; Fabales; Fabaceae
Source: RefSeq, a predicted model, not a curated record